Messenger RNA from Stegostoma tigrinum, 3963 nucleotides. RefSeq names its product required for excision 1-B domain containing (gene rex1bd). NCBI's taxonomy places the organism in Eukaryota, Metazoa, Chordata, Chondrichthyes, Orectolobiformes, Stegostomatidae. The record is from RefSeq and is a predicted model, not a curated record. Bases 57 to 590 code for a protein of 177 amino acids. The transcript is spliced from 5 exons.
GAUGAUGCUGUCGCCGGAGGACCAGCCAGGUCUGCAGUAACACAGCCUGGCCUGAGAUGAUGCUGUUGCCGGAGGACCAGGCAAUUGAGAGCAGCGGGUUCAUGAGCUGGUCGCCCUCCGGAGGGAGGAUGGGUGCAAGUGGAUUGAAUACACUGGUGCGGACCCUGUAUGCACUGCAGGAGGAGCGUGUUGAAGCUUAUCGGCUUUUUGAUCUAGGACACCAGGCGUAUCUCCGCUCCGCUCCCAACUAUGACUUUAUCAAAUACAGGCAGCUCGUGCACGAAAUCACCCAGGCAUUUAACCGGAUCUCAAAAGAAGUGAUUCAGCUCAAGGACCGGUUUCACGAGGAGUAUGAUCGCCCCGAUCUCUCUGAGCACAUCGAGAGAGUUCAGGAACGGGAACGGGAAAAGCUGGAGCUGACUGCCAGGCUACAGCUUGCCAAGCAGAAUAUGUUGGACCAUCCAGGCAAUGAGACCUACCAGGAGGAGGUUCAAGAGUUGAAGCACAGGAUUAGGAAAACAAUUGAGGCAAUUAAUGAGAUUCUUCAGGACUUCAAAUACGAUUCAGAGGAGAUUGAAGCCAGCGGAUAGACUUGCUCUCACCACUGUUGAAGAUCUGUUAGAGACCCCAGCAUCACCAUGUCCCACAAACUGCAUCUCCUAAAGCUGGAGUUUCUGCAGCUUUCACAUUCUCUUCAUCACUUGUUGGGAACUUUGCAUUGUCACAGUUGGCCCCAGUAAUUCCUUGCUCCCAAGAUGCAGGGAAAGAACAAGCAGAGGGAGACCUAUUUCUGCAAAGAUCUUUGAACAAUUUUCCCUUACUCUAGAGGAACCAGAUUCAUUCCAUGCAUCCAAAAAUUCAGCAAGGCCUCAGCCCAGAACUUAACCAGUGAUGGAAUUACUGAAUCACCUGUUUCUUCAUUUGCACUUGCUGUUCAUUCACUGUAUAAAUUGUUCAGGGAAAUAAAUGACUGUGCUUCUUGUCACCUAUUUCAAACUGCAACAUCUGUUUGCUGUUGCUUCUGCAUUAUGACAGGAUAAACAUGCAUUCUCUAAAUAAUCUCAAAAUGGUUAACUGUUUGGUGGACAAGCACUGCAGUUACUGAACACAGCAAGAUUGGAUAAACUGCAGUGAGAUGAAGUAACUGAUCUGUUUUAAUGCUGUGGGUUGAGGGAUGAAUAUCAGCGAGGAUACUGGAGGACCCCCCAUUUCUUGUUCGAAAUAGUGGCUGUGGAAUCUGUCACAUUCACUUGAAGACAAACAGGUCGCAGUUUAAUGCUUUAUUUGAAAGAUCGCAUCCCUGACGGUUCAGUACUGCACUGGGGCUGUCAGACUGGACUAUCAGCUCAAGUCUCUGGAGUGAGACUUGAACCCACAACCUUAAACACUGUUUUCCAAAUAUUUUCCCCAUUUUGCUGCUAGAAAGUUAUCGUGUCUCCUUUGAGAACUGAGAAGGUGAGUUUGGGGCUGUGAGGUCCUGUGAAGAUUGAGGCCAGGGAAAAGAUGGUUGAGAGGGAGGUAGCCGAAGUGGAAUCCAUUGCUAUGUCUGGGCUCAUAACUUCACUUGGGAUCCCAAACCUCACUUUGGGAAUCCCUGACUUAACUGAUCAUUAACAGCGUAAUGCCAGGCAUUAAACAGCAUUUGUAUAAUCACAUGAUAACACUUUGAACAGUGUCUCUGGUAAUGGAGAAAUGUAAUGUUGAGGUCCCAAAAGUGAGUGUCCUUUUCAUUAUGGACAGUAUUUGGCCUGUGAGCCACAUGACUUUGAAUUAGUAACUCAGCGAUGUGCUUGGCCUUCACUAAUACAAUAGUAGACCUUAUGGCACUACAGCGACCCUGACCUGAUGGGGGACCAGUCAAUCUGUUAAAGACCACGCUGUCCAGCCAUUCCCAGACUGAUUGCAUCGUACAGGCAGACCAAGGCUGACGGCUCCCUCCCGGCCAGUCCCAGGCUGAUGGCUCCCUCCCGGCCAGUCCCAGGCUGACGUCUCCCCGCCAGCCCGUCCUAGGAUCACUGCACCCUUUGGCCAGUCCCAGGGCAACAGCUCCCUCUGGCCAGUCUCAGGCUGAUGGCUCCCUCCCAGCCACUCCCAGGCUGACGGCAUCCUUCGGCCAGUCCCAGGGUCACUGCACCCUCUGGCCAGUCCCAGGCUGACGGCAUCCUUCGGCCAGUCCCAGGGUCACCGCACCCUCUGGCUGGUCCCAGGCUGAUGGCUCCCUCCCGGCCAGUCCCAGGGUCACUGCAGUCCCAGGCUGACGGCUCCCUCCCGGCCAGUCCCAGGGUCACUGCACCCUCUGGCCAGCCCUAGGCUGAUGGCAUCCCCCCCGGCCAGUUCCAGGCUGACGGCAUCUUCCCAGCCAGUCCCAUGUCGCCCACAUCCCCCCGGCCAGUCCCAGGGCGACCGCAUCCCCCCGGCCAGUCCCAGGGCGACCUCAUCCCCCCGGCCAGUCCCAGGGCGACCUCAUCCCCCCGGCCAGUCCCAGGGCGACCGCAUCCCCCGGCCAGUCCCAGGGCGACAGCUCCCUCCGGCUAGUCCCAGGCUGACCAAAUUCAAAUAUAUAAGAUCCUGAGGGGCUUGACAGGUAGGUGCUGAGUGCGUGAUUACCCCUGUGAACCUGGAACCAGUGCCAGAGCUUAAAAAUAUGGUGUCUCCCAUUUAGCAAAGAAAUUCCUCUGAGGAUCAGAAAUGUAUUAAAUUCUCUGCCCCAACGACAGUGGAAGCUUGGUCUUUGAAUAUAUUCAAGGAGGUGGUUUGACAGAUGAAAGAGGCAGGUGUUAUGGGGUCAGCAAGAAAGUGGUGUGAAUGCCACAUCGAGUUAGCUAGGGCUGAUACCUCGUCAGUAACAUUCAUGCAACAGAACUGCCAGGCAAUGACCAUCUCUACUUGACGUUUAGUAGCAUUACCAACGCCCAGUUCCCCAGUACCAAUACCCAAGGGCUUGCCCUUAAACAGAAAGAGAACUGGACCAGCUAUGUAAACACUGAGGCUGCAAGAUUGUGUUGAAGGAUGGAAUUGCGCAGUGAGUACCUCACCACUUGAUUCCACAAAACCUGACCCCACUGAGGAAGCACUAGUCAGGAGUGUGAUGGAACACUCUCCACUUGCCUGGAUGGGUGCAGCUCCAACAUCUAUACCUUACCAAAUCAAAGCAUCCCCAUUGGUGCCCCACCCUCCAAUGAUGUUCACUCUCUUUGCUGACAACUCGUGGCAGCAGCAUGUACCAUCUACAGGAUGCACUGCAGCAAGGCUCCUCUGGCACCUUCUCCUGAACCACCCAGAAGGACCAUGACUUCAGAUUGUGGGAGCACCACAAUCUGUCAGUUCCCCUGCAAGCCACUCACCAUCCUGACUUGGAACUAUAUCACCAUUCCUUUAGUGUCACUGGGUCAAAAUCCUGCAAUUUGCUUCCUCGAUCAUACUGAUUUCAGGAGCUGAACUGCUGACACAGCCAGUGAUGUUAACGUCCUGUGAACGACUGAAUAAAGAAGCAAAAAGCCAUCAUCUUCUUGAAUGGUGUUGCAGGUUUGAGGAGCCAAAUGGCUGUCUCCUGCUCCUAUUGACAUUAUCAAAUCCUUUAAUUUUUUUUAUUCAUUCAUGGGAUGUGGGCAUCGCUGGCCAGCAUUUAUUGCCUAUCCUUGGAUGCCCUAAUGAUCAGUGCAGGAAUUUAUUCUGCCCUGUAUAACACAAACCCUCCCCAAACCAGGAGGGGCACAAAUUGAUCCUAAAACCCCACAGCACCCAGAGGUGGCAUCUCCUAACUCUCAGUGCCUCUUCUGUAUGGCUGAGAACCUGCUGGAGCAGUUGAACUAUCUGUGAAUGUGUGAUCCAACAAUCAAGCUUCCAAAACUGCACACUAUUGCUGUAAAGAGAAUUUUGCUUCAAAGAAAAAUCUUCAACCAUUUGACAACAUUAAAUGUUGUGCCAGGUUUAUUACAAAGUAAAUAAAUGAUCAAUCCCGUA